GUUACAUGUUUCCUUGUGUGUACGUCAUUUAAAGGAAAAACUAAUUGAAAAUGGUAUAAAAGAACAUUUCGGAAGCAGCAAAACACUAUUCAGUUCCACUUAAUAUUUCAAUUGCUUUAAACAAAGAUUUCUUAGAGAUGAUGAAAUUUCAGACCUUUCUCUUCUCGAUGGCAUUGACCACAAUGACAGUAGCCGUAUAUGCACCAAAGGAAAAACAUGCAUUAGAUAGACAUGGAUUGGAAAACACAAUUGGAAGAAACAGAAACGGGCGUCGUGAUGGUGAAUCCCUUUCUGUGCUGGAUGUUAUUGAUGCAAAUAGACGAGCAGGAUCAAGUAGAGUUGAAACAUCUCAUGGAAUAGGCAGUGAAUUUGUAACACACGGAUCAUCAGACAGUUUAGGCUUGUCUGGUGGUUCUGUUGGAAGCAGGACCUCUGGAUCAAGGGGCUCCUCAACUGGUUUGUCUCGUGUUUUGUCUGACGAUGACAGUAUCAGUAAUUGUCAUUAUGGGUGUGGAGAUGACAAGUUGUGUCGUUCAGGACAUAAAUGUGUACAUGAUGGUUGUAGCAGUUACUGUGUCGAUAUUUCUUCUAGAAGUUCAUCAUCUGGCUUGACCAGAGUUUCAAGCAAUGAUGAUCAUAUGUCAUCUGGCAGCAGAAUUGGUACAUCUGGUCUGGAUAGAAAUUUUGAUCUCUCUAGCAGUUCUCAUUUGGAAACCAUAGGUAGUAGACGUGGAGGGUCUGGUCAUUCAGGUUCUGAAAUCCUCGACUCAAUCAGCGCUGGACGAGGUGGACUAGACACUGGUUCUUCCAGACGUGGUGGUUCAAUUCGUACUUCAGGUUCAGGAGUCGUUGCUCAGUCAGUUGUAGGAGGAAAAACUGAUUGCAAAAACGACUGUUUUAGUGAUGGAGAUUGUCCAACAACCAAAUUCUGUGCCACUGUUGGUUGCCAUAGGAUUUGCCGUAGAAAGCCGUCUAAAGGAUAUCUCGGAUAGACACAAGAUGAAAUCCAAAAUUUGUACACAAAAGAUUCUUUUUUUGAUGAAAUAAAAUGUUAUACAAAU
Messenger RNA from Mytilus trossulus (common blue mussel), 1061 nucleotides. RefSeq lists its product as uncharacterized. The transcript is spliced from 3 exons. NCBI's taxonomy places the organism in Eukaryota, Metazoa, Mollusca, Bivalvia, Mytilida, Mytilidae. The record is from RefSeq and is a predicted model, not a curated record. Bases 138 to 992 code for a protein of 284 amino acids.